AUUAAUAUUAAAAUUGGAAGCUUGUAUCUUUUGCCCGACAUUGGAAAUUGAAUGUAAUGGCAACAGAAUUUAUAAAGAGUUGCUGUAGAGGAUGUUUCUACGGUGAAACAGAAAAGCACAACUUUUCUGUGGAAAGAGACUUUAAAACAGCAGUCUCAAAUCAAAAUACUACUAUCUGUGUACCUCCAUUGACUUCUGUUUCUGUAAGGCCUCAGGUUGGCUGUACUGAGGAUUAUUUACUUUCAAAAUUACCAUCUGAUGGCAGACAAGUACCAUUUGUGGUGCCCAAGUUUAAGUUAUCUUAUAUUCAGCCCAGAACGCAAGGAACUCCUUCACAUCUGGAAGAACUUGAAGGAUCUGCCAGAGCAUCUUUUGGAGAUCGAAAGGCAGAACUUUCCAGUUCAUCUCAUCCUGGAUCCAGCUAUGACAUAUAUAACCCGUUCUACAUGUACCAGCACAUUUCACCAGAUUUGAGUCGGCGCUUUCCUCCCAGUUCAGAAGCAACUAGACUAUAUGGAUCAGUUUGUGAUUUAAGGACCAACAAACCCCCUGGUUCCCCUGGGCUAAGCAAGUCUAUGUUUGAUCUUACAAGUUCAUCUCAGAAGUUCAUCCAGAGACAUGAUUCACUGUCCAGUGUGCCCAGUAGCUCUUCGUCAAGGAAGAAUUCUCAGGGAAGUAACAGAAGCUUGGAUACUAUUACUCUAUCAGGAGAUGAAAGAGAUUUGGGGAGAUUGAAUGUGAAAGUGUUUUAUAAUUCUUCAGUAGAGCAGAUCUGGAUCACAGUAUUACAGUGCAAAGAUUUAAAUUGGCCUUCUAGUUAUGGCGACACACCUACUAUUUCUAUAAAAGGAAUCCUAACAUUGCCCAAACCAGUACAUUUCAAAUCUUCAACCAAGGAAGGCUCCAAUUCUAUUGAAUUUAUGGAAACUUUUGUGUUUGCUAUUAAGCUCCAAAGUCUACAAACUGUGAGGCUUGUAUUUAAGAUUCAAACCCAGACUCCCAGGAAGAAAACCAUUGGAGAAUGCUCACUAUCACUCAGAACUCUCAGCACACAGGAAAUGGAUUACUCUUUGGAUAUAGCACCACCUUCAAAAAUUCCUGUUUGUCAUGCAGAACUUGAACUGGGGACUUGUUUUCAAGCAGUGAAUAGCAGGAUUCAGUUACAGAUUCUUGAGGCCCAGUGCCUUCCAAGCUCAUCCACACCUCUGACUUUGAGUUUUUUUGUGAAGGUGGCAAUGUUUAGCUCAGGAGAGCUGGUUUAUAAGAAGAAGACACGCCUACUGAAGGCCACCAAUGGAAGAGUAAAGUGGGGAGAGACUAUGAUUUUCCCACUUAUACAGAAUGAAAGAGAAAUUUUUUUUCUCAUUAAGCUAUAUAGCCGAAGCUCUGUAAGAAGAAGACACUUUGUGGGGCAGAUUUGGGUAAGUGAAGACAGUCAUAAUGUUGAAGCAGCAAACCAGUGGAAAGAGACUAUUACCAAUCCAGAAAAGGUUGUUAUCCAGUGGCACAAAUUAAAUCCAUCUUGAAGACUUCAUACACUGCCUGACGAAGAAUCUGACAUUCUUUUAGAAGACAAGAUUUCAAUUUGCUGCCAAUGCGAACAGACAAAUCAAUAUAUUUCUCAAGUCUUUUAUGGAGGUCAUAAUUAUAGUAUAUAAUGGAUCUGUUAGAACAUUAACCUUGAUAAAAAUGGUAUGAAUUAUAUCAAAUAUCCAAAGUAAAGGAAAUAUUUAAAAA
Miniopterus natalensis is the source of this 1737-nucleotide messenger RNA. The record is from RefSeq and is a predicted model, not a curated record. NCBI's taxonomy places the organism in Eukaryota, Metazoa, Chordata, Mammalia, Chiroptera, Miniopteridae.